UCCCCAAUUCAUCCACCAAACCCUACUUCGAUUAUUGGGACGUGACAGCAUCCUCCUCCACUUCCCCAAGAAACCGGUUCUGCUGGAGCAGAGAUCCUUCAGUUGACGAAUCCAGCGGCGGCCGGUGAGAUUCUGCUUGUUUUGAAGCAAUUUCUUAGAGCGCUUCCACCACAGGAAUCUAGCGCACUUUCUAUGGUAUUUUUGUCCUAGUUUCCUCCUCCGAUCUAUUGUGCUGGAUUGAAAAGAUCGAUGAUGAAAAACAAGCGCCGGCUGGUGAGAGGCGAUGAAGAGCAACGCCCUUACAAAAGGGUAGCUAGGCCAACGAGAUUGGACAGCUCGAGUGAAUCCAGUCCAGGCGCCCUGAGUGAACUCAGUGAGCAAGUAGUUUCAAGAUUGCGUAGGAGUGUCGUGUCGCUUGCUUCGUUCGAUGGUGAUACCAAGUUACGUGAAUGCACAGGCAUGUGCAUUGAAACCUCAUGUUCUGAUUCUGAAGCUACAAUCCUGACAUCCAGACGGCUGAUUCCACCUACUCACCCAGCUGCAAGUUUGAAUAUUAAAGUACGCCUUCCGAAUGAUCGGAUUGUCACUGGGUGGAUAGAGGAUCCUAAGAUAUAUGUUGAUUUUUUCAUUGUCAACAUCAAGAAUGUGUCUGGUGUUGAUGCCGCAAGUCUGGACCGUGACAUGCAGUUUGAGCCUCAUACGAAGGUAGCAGCUGUAUGCCGCUGUUUCUGUUCUGGAUUUUUAACAGCCACAAGUGGACUAAAUCUUGCCUCUCCAACCAGUGAGAAAAUCGUAAGCACAUGCCGGAUCCACAAGGCGGGGAUUGGAGGCCCCCUUGUUGAUUUUGAUGGCAACUUUGUCGGGAUGAACUCCUCUCGUACCAAAAUGGAGAAGACUGCUUACGUGCGAAGGGAGGGAAUUUUCCGAUUCUUGGUGCUUCAUGGGAAGGUCAGUGUUAGAGUUAAGGAAGGGUUUCAUGAUGCUUCAAGGGCAAGAAUGAACAGUGAGAUGAAAGCAAUUAGGCCAAGUUUGAGUGCUAAGUCCGUAGAGAAAUUGAGUAAAUCCAGAAAAGGUGCCUUGAGUAAGCAAGUACUUUCCAGAUUAAGCAUGAGCAUUGUGGCGCUGGCCUCAUUCGAUGGUGAUACCCAAUUACACGAAUGCACGGGCACAUGCAUCGAAAGCUCAUGUCCUGAUGCUACGUGUUUCCUGACAUCGAUAAAUUUGAUUCCUUAUACUUGGUGGUUAGGGAAGAUCACUGAAAGUUUGACGAUUAAAGUACGCCUUCCUGAUGAUCAGAUUGUCACUGGGUGGAUAGAGAAUCCUGAGAUAUAUGUUGAUUUUUUUAUCGUCAAAAUCAAGAACGACGAUGUUAUUGAUCCCCUCCAUCUACGUCAUCUAAGUCUUGAUCGUGCCACGCAGUUUGAGCCUUAUAGGAAGGUAGCAGCUGUAUGGCGGCAUUAUGAUUCAGGAGAAUUAAAGGCCACAAGUGGAGUAGAUCUUGCCUCUGUAUGCGCUCUUACAGAUGAGGAGAUGUUAAGUACAUGCCGUAUCCAUGAGGUGGGGAUUGGAGGUCCCCUUGUUGAUUUUGAUGGCAACUUUGUUGGGAUGAACUGCUCUGGUACCAAACAAAGAAAGACCCCCUACGUACAAAGGCCUUCAAUUCGUGAAUUCAUGUGGUUUCGUGGGAUGGUCAGUGUUAAGGAAGAGGUUGAUGAAGCUGUAACUGCAAGAUUUAAAAGUCGUUAUGGAGAUUCAGCUUUCCUCAGGGCAGGAGGUGGGCAAUACAUAAAUCUUCUCGAUGAUACGUUCAAGAAGGAUAUCUUGAGGAAACCAUUGGGAGGUUUUGGAUUAGAAAUGGAUCGAAGUGCCUACUCACUUGCUUCAGAAUCAAGCAAACUUCUUGCUUCAAAAAUGAAUCGAAGUGUUGUCUCACUUGCUUCAUUCAAUGGAUUUGCAAAAAAGUUUUCUUGCUCAGGUGUAUUUAUAAAGGGCGAAGCGUGCUCUGCAACAAUUCUGACUUCAGCAAGUUUGUUCAGAGUUCCUGGCAGUUCACACAUGAUCGAUGAUAACUUGAGGAUUGAAGUUUGCCUUCCAAACCAAUAUCGAGUUGUAGGGAUAUUGAACUGUUAUAAUUUACAGUACAAUGUUGCUCUUGUUGACAUCAUGGGAUUCUGGCGUCCUCGUACAAUAAAAAUCCAUGGGCAUCCAGUUACCUCAUCUAUGGACGUAAUAGCUGUGGGUAGUCUUUUUGCGUGUCGCAAACUAAUGGCUGUUGAGGGGAAGGUGUUGAUUGGCAAACAAAGCAAACUUGAUUGCAAAGAACUUUGUGUCUCCACCUGUAAAAUCACCAAGGCUGGGAUUGGGGGGCCUCUUAUUGACAAUGAUGGGAAUUUUGUUGGAAUGAACUUUUAUGAUGAGGAAGAAACUCCGUUCCUGCCGAGGGAUGUUAUUCACCACCUCUUGUUGAACUUCAAUAAAAAACGGACUAGUGCAGAUGGUACUAUUGUCGAGGAUGUUGAAAACAGAUGGUUGUUGCCUGGCGGGACACACAGAAACACUGAAACUGUUGCACCGAUUGAUGGAAACAAAUGGCCGUUGCCUGAGCCACGCUUCGUUGGUCGUAGAGCCAAGCCUUUGCCACGUCAAAAAUGGCCUCUGCCUCGUGGCCGAAAGCCUCUGCCUGUGUGAGGUCACGUUUGUUGUAGAGCCGACGAUCGCUGCUAGUAUUGAUAAUGGUUUCUUGUCCGUUGGUGCUGGGACCUCCAUUCUGAGCUGCUCGAGUACUAGUACUAAUAUUGCUUUCUCCAUGACAGACUCCUGCGUAUCUAUGGUUUCUGUUGGUAGUUGGCUGUCAGUCCUCCAUUCUGAACUGUUUGCUCUGUGUUGCUAGAGUUCUGUUACCAUCAAAACCAAUUAAUGUCAUGGUAUUCUGUAUGUGUAAGUGGGUAAACCAUGUCACAAGCCCAUGUGCUCUAAGCAUAGUGGUGUCCAGUGAUUUAUGUUCUUUACUCGUCUCCCCGGUACCAACCAGCACCUGUUUGUUGAUCUUCUUGUGGUUAUAUUACGACUAUGGAUUGGUGCA
Molecule: messenger RNA, 3082 nt
Organism: Triticum dicoccoides
Lineage: Eukaryota; Viridiplantae; Streptophyta; Magnoliopsida; Poales; Poaceae
Exons: 20
Coding region: 250-2688 (812 amino acids)
Source: RefSeq, a predicted model, not a curated record